This is a messenger RNA of Hibiscus syriacus, 518 nucleotides long. RefSeq names its product glutaredoxin-C11-like. The transcript has a single exon. The record is from RefSeq and is a predicted model, not a curated record. Lineage: Eukaryota; Viridiplantae; Streptophyta; Magnoliopsida; Malvales; Malvaceae. The coding region runs from base 16 to 441 and encodes 141 amino acids.
CCUUAUAAAUACGAGAUGGUGCAAUCUCAAACUCCACCAGAGCUAAGCCUGCUCACUUAUUUGCCUGUUUCAUCUCUUUUCAAUAUUCAGUUUCUUUUGCUACUUAUUAGCUGCAUUAAUCGACUUGUGGUAAUGGACAAGGUGAGAGAUUUGGCAUCGAAGAAGGCAGCUGUAAUAUUCACAAAGAGCUCAUGUUACAUGUGUUAUAGCAUCAAGACACUAUUUUACGAGCUUGGUGCUAGCCCGGCGAUCCAUGAGCUCGACCACGAUCCUAAUGGUCGAGACAUGGAACGGGCUCUACGAGGGUUAGGGUGUGAUCCCUCCGUCCCUGCGGUGUUCAUCGGUGGAAGAUUCGUAGGCUCAGCAAAAGAUGUCAUAUCCCUUCAUGUAGAUGGGUCACUGAAACAAAUGCUCAAAGAUGCAAAGGCCAUCUGGUUCUAGCAAUAACCAUGUAAAAAUAAAAUAAAAAUGGAAACAACUUAAUCGUCCAUUUCCAUUGGCAAUUAAACUUAGAACUA